Molecule: messenger RNA, 153 nt
Organism: Haemonchus placei
Lineage: Eukaryota; Metazoa; Nematoda; Chromadorea; Rhabditida; Trichostrongylidae
Source: the annotation of a GenBank genome assembly
AUGGGGGAUCAGAUUGACUGCUCACAUGAUGUAACUGUGCCAGCGAGCAGUCGACUCAAGUUUGAGAGGACUAUUGGCGACCUCGCAGAAGCAGCUCCGCCUCAUAUGAGAAAGGUCCACGAUGGAUGCAAUUUUUAUAGCUAGAUAAAGUAA